GUAAAAGUGGCAGCCCCAAUAAGGAUGGAAAGGAAGGCGGGAGCCAGCACGCCAGCGGGGCAGCUAAAGGAGAGACACAGCAGUGGGGCUGGCCCCUCUGUGAUAAAUCCCCGGGUCACAGGUUUGGCUGCAUCCGAGACCCCAGCGCCGAUCUACUGCGUCCCCAUCACGAUGAAGGCUUCUUUUGCUGUCUGCAUCCUCGCUGCUCUCCUGGAUAGAGGGGCCUGUCUGCAGUGUGAGGUUUGCUCUGGACCAGGAGCCAGCUGCACGGGCGACCUUCAGACCUGCGCUGUUGGGACAGACUCUUGUGGCAUCUCGCUGGGUGAAUACACAUUGGUGGGAAUGAAGCAACAGAUCAUUAUCAAGGGCUGUGUAACAUCCAGCAAUUGCAAAGUUGGCCCCCUCACUAUGAACUUUGGGAACGGAGUGGCAGUAAGGUCGGGCCUCACGUGUUGCGUGGGAGAUGCCUGCCGAACAACCACAGUUACAGUGCCCCCGGCUAACACCAAACCCAACGGCCAGCGCUGCCCAGCCUGCGUCGCUAUCCUCUAUGCUCAGUGCAAUGAAGAGACCAUCCAGUGCACUGGGUCAGAUACCCGAUGCAUCGAGGUUGCCGGGACCGUAACGUUUGCCCAUCUGUGAUAAAUC
Mauremys reevesii (Reeves's turtle) is the source of this 648-nucleotide messenger RNA. Its product is annotated as phospholipase A2 inhibitor subunit gamma B-like. The transcript has 6 exons. Lineage: Eukaryota; Metazoa; Chordata; Testudines; Geoemydidae. Gene Ontology annotation, molecular function: phospholipase inhibitor activity. Bases 25 to 642 code for a protein of 205 amino acids. The record is from RefSeq and is a predicted model, not a curated record. Gene Ontology annotation, cellular component: extracellular region.